AUGCAGCCGGCUUUGACUGUGAUGGCCUGCUUAUAUAUUAUGAUCAUGGUUAUAGCUAUACCUGGUAAUUCAUUAAUCUUAUGGAUUACUUUGGCCAAUAGGCACCUGAGGACACCGACAAACUUGAUGGUUUGUAAUUUAGCCGUAGCAGGAUUGUUGUUAGCAAGCAUACAGAUACCAUUUAAAAUUUUUGAUCUUUUAAGCCCAAUUCAGUCAAGAUAUUACUAUCCGUUUAGCGUUUCUGUAUGCAAGAUGACUCUAAUGAUACCUGGAGUAUGUGUUACAGCAAUAUCGUUUACCUUAAUGGCUAUUUGCGUCGAUCGAUAUCGUGCGAUUGUAACUCCGAUCAAAUUUAAGUUGAUAACCCAUCCAGUUAAGGUCGCCAUUUUUUUGCCAUUAUGUUGGUUAUUUGCUUUCUCGCUUUUGGCGCCUUAUGGUGCUUUUGCAACCAUUCACCCAUGGUUUGAACAACGCCAAGUUUGUGUUGUAAAUUGGAUGACUAACCACCAUUUGGAUAUCAUCUUCGUUAAAAAUAGAAUAGUGUACUUUAUACCUUUCUCCAAGAUGAUCCUCUGGCUAUUAUUUAUUAUUCUAGUCUUUCUUGUGCCAACAAUCAUUAUGACAAUGUUAUACAGCAUUGCCGCUCGAGUGUUGUGGCGUGAAGGGCUAGAAAAGAUGCGAAUGAUGACUUCGAUGAGUCUAGAAUCCAGUUCGAUUAGCCGUGAACGAUGUGCUAGCUUAAGUUUGGAUGAGCAUCGAUUAAAAGCUCGAAAACGAACUAUUAAAAUUUUGAUAGCCUGCUUUAUCUUGUUUAUUGCCAGCAAUUUACCGUAUUAUACUUUGCUCACGUUGUUUGAAUUUAAAUUAAUUCAACUUCCAAAUUAUUUCGUACGUUAUGGUCUGAUCAAUGCAUUUGUGCUCUUAAAUUAUACUUGCAUUGCUUAUAAUGCCAUUAUUUAUGGCUACUUUAAUUAUAACUUUCGGCGUAAUGCUCCUCGAUGGUUUCAUUUGAAGAAUUAUUGUUCACAGUGCAGAUGA
Molecule: messenger RNA, 1038 nt
Organism: Trichoplax adhaerens
Lineage: Eukaryota; Metazoa; Placozoa; Uniplacotomia; Trichoplacea; Trichoplacidae
Exons: 1
Coding region: 1-1038 (345 amino acids)
Biological process (GO): G protein-coupled receptor signaling pathway
Cellular component (GO): membrane
Molecular function (GO): G protein-coupled receptor activity; peptide binding
Source: RefSeq, a predicted model, not a curated record